This is a messenger RNA of Nezara viridula (southern green stink bug), 3462 nucleotides long. The record is from the annotation of a GenBank genome assembly. NCBI's taxonomy places the organism in Eukaryota, Metazoa, Arthropoda, Insecta, Hemiptera, Pentatomidae.
AUCCAAUUCAAGUUAUACGCAAUAUGUUAAAAAUCAAUAUUAAGACGCUGAAAUCACGUGCUCAGUUCCCGGUCUGUGUUUAGUUUCGCCAUUUUGUCCGCUUAUUUAUAUUGAGUCAGUGGUCCGGUGAAGUUAUUGAUGUUUAGUACUCGCAUAUGUUGUUCUAGAAGAAUAUUUUAAAUUAUAUUUUAGAGUUUGAUAAACGGAGAGUUUAUCCCUCUGUAGUUUAUUUUAUGUUAAGAACAUUAUCCUUAAUGUCUCGUGAUCUUUAUUUCUGAAGUUGUUGGGUUCAUACAAAAAAUGAUGUAUACCGGAACUACAGCCGAGCAGGAUAACCGAUUCAGUGACAAGGAGAAGAAGCUGAUGAAAGUCAUGAAAUUUGGGGACUGCCUUACUAAAAGGGUUGAUAUGUCUAAAGUCAAGUUGGACACAGUCAAACCCUGGAUUGCGAAAAAAAUAACUGAAGUGCUUGGUAUGGAAGAUGAUGUUGUAGUUGAAUUUGUUUUUAAUCAACUAGAAGAUGAAAAGUUUCCUGAUCCAAAGAAAAUGCAGAUUAACUUGACUGGGUUUUUAAAUGGUAAAAACGCUCGUGUUUUUAUGACUGAUUUAUGGGAUCUUCUUUUGUCUGCUCAAGAAUCGCCUACUGGAAUCCCAGAAAUUUUAAUGGAGAUGAAAAAGGAAGAAAUAAAAAAAAGAAUGGAGGAGCAAGAAAGAAUGCAUGAGAUCUCCAAAAAAUUAGAGAAGAAAGACCGAGAUGAUAAAGAUCGACGAAGAGACAGAAGUCGUGAUAGAAAAAGAAGCCGUUCUCGUGACAGACGUGAUAAAGAUAGAGAUAGGGACAGAAGAGACAGAGACAAAGAAAGGUCUUCCAAGAGUAAAAAAUCCUCCUCUAGAUCACCUUCGAGGUCUGAAAAAAAGGAACAUGGAUCAAAAAAGGAUGUGGAUAACAAUGCAGAUAAUGGAUUAGAAAAAAAUGAAUCGCCAGAAAACAGUGGGAAAGCAUUAUCCUCUGUGCAAGCUAAACUGAUGAGUAUGGCUGGAACAGAUGAUGGGCAUAAGAGAUCUCGGUCAUCAUCAGGUUCAUCAAGAUCAUCUCGUUCGAGAUCAAAAUCAAACCAAAGAUCACCUAAUAAAAAUGGAGAUAAAAGGAGGUCAUCAUCAGAAUCAUCUUCAUCCUCUCAAGAUGAGAAAGGAAAAGAAACAGCCAAGUCAUCCCAGUCUAGGUCUAGAUCUCGUUCAAAAACUGCAAAUGAUAAAACACAAAGAAGUAGCAGUUCUGAUUCACGUGGAUCUCCCGAAAAAGAAGUUAAGAAAAAUGAUUUUGAAAUUCGUAAAAAAGAAGACAGUAUUCAAAAGAAACGCCAGUACAGGAGUAAUAAGGAUGAUUCAUCAGGUAGUGAUUCUGAAGAUGAAAAGAGAGUUAGGAAGGAUGGUGGAGUAGAUAGACGUCGCUCCGGUUCAAGAAAUAAGUCUGUUGAAAGAAGAAGAAGAUCAAGCUCUAGGAGAAGAUCAGGAUCGAGAAGAAGGUCUGCAUCGAGGAGAUCGGGAUCUAGGAGGAGGUCACGAUCAAGGAGAAGAUCAAGGUCUCGUAGAAGAUCCAGGUCUCGAAGGCGCUCUCCAAGAAGGCGAACUAGAAGUAGAGAUCGAGCUGGAAGGUAUAAUAGGCCUUCUCGAAGGUCCAUCGAACGAGAAAGGGAAAGGGAAAGAGAGCGUGAAAGGAGGGAGAGAGAAAGGGAAAGAGAGCGGUUUAGGGAAGCUAGGAAAAGGAGAGAAGCUGUCGUCAGGAGAUCCCCGCCUAGAAGAAGGCCAGAAACUUCCUCUUGGCGGUUCUCUCAACAAAUUCGCAGGGAUUCUAGGAGGAGAUCCGCUAGCAGGCAUAGGUCCAGGUCUCGAUCUAGAUCGAGAUCUCACGUAAGAGCUGGUGGCAAGAGACCAGAAAGAGGAGACAUUAAGGAGCGUGUCAAAAAAGAGAAAUCAAGGAGUAGAGAAAGAGUCCGUGAAAAGAGACGUGAAUCAAGCUCUAGCAGUGCUUCACCAGAAAGAGCCCCGACUCAACCUGAUAAUAAUGCUAAGAGGGAUCGUUCAAGGUCUCUUUCAUUAACACCAUCACCAUUCCGAAAAUCUGACGAUAAAGGAGAGAAACAGAAUAGGAAAGAAGUUAAAUCCAAAAGAGACCCAUCAUCAUCUGAGGAUGAAAGGAGCUCUCCAGAACCUGCGAAGAAAUCAGAAAGGUCUACCUCACCUUCUCCUGCAAGAACAAAAACCAAGGAUCGAAGGAAAAGAGAAUCACAAAGUGGAGAGAGGUCCAAAGAUCACAAAGAGGUUUCCCAGAAAAAAGGUGAUUCACCACAGAAAAAAUCUGAGAGCUCUAAAAAGGCUGCUCCUGAAAAAUCUACUGCAGACGACUCUGAUGAAUCUGAUGAUAAUAAAAGGGACAAAAAAUCUAAGAGGGAAAAGAAGAAGAGGGUAGAUACUAGUGAUUCAGAUGAGGAGGAAGUUAAAAAGCCAAAAAAGAAGAAGAAGCCCAAAAGGGAAGAAUCAUCUUCUGAUGACGAUGAUGAAGAUGAAGAAGAAACAAAACCAAAGAGGAAAAGAAAAGACAAGGAAGGUUCAUCCUCCCCUGAUGAGGCUGUUAUUAAGAAGAAGAAAAGAAAGAAGAAGCCUAAGCCUUCAAGCUCGGAAUCAGAUGAAAGUGAAGCUGAGACUAAGAAGAAGAAAAAGGACAAAAAACAUAAGAAACACAAGAAGCACAAAAAACACCGCAAAUCAAAGCGAAAAAAGUCAUAUGUCUCUGAUUCUGAAGACGGAUCUGAAACCGAAGAGGCUGAAAAGAAACUUCGAGAGAAAGCUCUGAAGUCGAUGAAGAAGCAAAGAGAACAAACUUCAGAUCAUAGUGACAGCUAGACUUUCCCCAUAUUUUUUUUUUUUUUACCAGUUGCCUUUAUACAAAUAUUGUACCUUUUUUUCUUUUUUAUUGCACUCAUAAUUUUUUUUUCUUUUUCUUUUCCUUUUUAUUAUAGGUAUUUAGACCUAAGUUAGAUGGUUUUAUAUUUGAUGUAUAAAGUCGCCUAAAUUUAAUUUACUCUGUUUAAUUGUAUUGAGUAUUGUAAUUAUAUUGCUAGAUUAUUUUCAUUUUUUAUAGCAAUUUUCAAAAUGGCUUACAAUGUUCAGAAAACUAUAUAUAUUUUAAUGUGAUGUAUUUAAUGUAAAAGUCAGAACGAAUUUUUUAAACUUAAUGUUUGUAACUUCAGUAUUUAAAUUAAAUACUAUUGUUAUAAUUUGAUAUCAUUUGUUUAUUGACCCUUGAAUGUGUACAUAUUUAUAAUAUAACUUCGAAUUAUUUCUUUUGAAAUUAUUCAACUCCUUAUAUAAAUUUGAAUUUUCCUGGCAAAGAACUUAAUAUUGUCAAUAAUGUUUUAUUAAACGAGAAGUAAAGAAUUAUUUAAUAAAAGUGAUCCUUUU